CGGUGUGAAACUUCUGCGGCCUUAUAAUUUGUGUGUGUGCCGUCGCUAGCUCGUUCGGCCUCCAGAAACUUCAGAAAAUCCCCAAUCCAAACCUCGAAAACCCUAAUUCCCAAUUUCCUCCAAACUCGAACCCUGUAAACCUUUUGAAUCUGGGUCUUGUCUCUGAUUAAUCGGCUCCUUCUCUCGAUCGCAAGGUUUUGUGACUCACAUGGGCUCUCGGAAGGGCGAUAACCCUCACUCCGGCGACGGAGCGGGUCUUGGGAAGAUCUUUGUUGGAGGUUUAGCUAAGGAUACAACCUUAGAUAUUUUUGUCAAGCAUUUCGGAAAGUAUGGGGAGAUUACCGAUUCGGUGAUUAUGAAAGACCGUCAUACGGGUCGGCCGAGAGGUUUUGGAUUCAUCACUUACGCAGACCCUUCCGUGGUUGACGCUGUCAUUCAAGAUGUACAUGCCAUCUGUGGCAAAGAAGUUGAGAUCAAGAGAACCAUCCCUAAAGGUAUGGGGACACCUACUGAGUUCAAAACGAAGAAAAUAUUUGUUGGCGGGAUUCCAUCAACUGUGACUGAAGAUGAGUUUGAGAGCUUCUUCUCGAAGUAUGGAAAAGUGGUGGAGCAUGAAAUAAUAAGAGACCACGUGUCUAAGCGUUCACGGGGAUUUGGUUUUGUUGUAUUUGACAGUGAAAGAGUUGUCGAUGAUUUACUUGCUGGUGGAAAUAUGAUUGACCUGGCCGGUACUAAGGUUGAGGUAAAGAAGGCUGAACCAAAGAAACCCUCAAAUCCACCUCCUGGUCCUGCAUAUGGUAACGAGUCUAGAGGACGUCCAUACCAUGAAGGUUACGGAGGGUACGGAGAUUAUGGUUAUGGUAGUGGUGGUGGUGGGUAUGGUCCUGGUCCUUAUAGGUCAUCAAUGGGAGGGUUUGGUGGUGGUAGGUUUGGUGAUUAUGGUGGAUAUGGUCCCGGUGGUCCAGACUUCGGCCCAGGGGGUUAUGGCGGUUAUGGAGGUGGCAGCGGCGGGUAUGGAGGUGCAGGUGGUUAUGGUGGGUACCGAGGUGAUUCUCCUUUUGGCGGAGGCGGUGGUGGCAGUUACUCUAGUAGGUAUGGACCCUACGGUGGUGGUGGAUAUGGUGGGACUGGUGGUGGUGGUGCGAUGGGUGGGUAUGGACGUGGUGGUGGAGGAGGGUAUGGAGGAUACGGUGGUUCAGGGCCGGCGGGGGGUUACGACUCAGGUCCUGGACCGAGCUACGGCAGCGGUGGUGGUGCCGGAGGGCCGUACGGUGGUGGUGGUAGGAUGGGAGGCGGGUACGGUGGAAGUAGCAGGUACCACCCUUAUGCAAGGUAGAUUAUCGUCUUAAGGUUUCUGUCUAGAAGCAUCUAGAAGAAGAUCGUAUCUCGGCAACUUUUAGUCCUCUCUCAUGUAGAUGGGAACUAAGCUCUUUAGAGAUAUGUUGGAUUCUCCUCCUGUGUUUUGUUUUUUGAGUCGAUGUUGUCUGUUGCUGUAGCUGUAGCUGAGAGAGAUUCAGAAGACAUGUGAUUGUGUUUUUACUAGAUUUUUUUUUGGUUAAUUAUAUACAUUUCUAAUUUCACUCUGAUUAAUUUGAAGCCGUGUUUUUGUCUA
Tarenaya hassleriana is the source of this 1612-nucleotide messenger RNA. RefSeq names its product heterogeneous nuclear ribonucleoproteins A2/B1-like. The record is from RefSeq and is a predicted model, not a curated record. Gene Ontology annotation, molecular function: RNA binding. Lineage: Eukaryota; Viridiplantae; Streptophyta; Magnoliopsida; Brassicales; Cleomaceae. The transcript has 6 exons. Gene Ontology annotation, cellular component: nucleoplasm; ribonucleoprotein complex. Bases 209 to 1336 code for a protein of 375 amino acids. Gene Ontology annotation, biological process: regulation of gene expression.